GCCCGUGCAGUGUAUCUGUGGCGGCCGACAGAGCAACAGCCACAGCGCUGCGCGCCAAUUACAACUCGUCAGCCGCUGACGCAACGGCGCCGUCUGUCCUUUGUUUCUCAGCCACCGACAGAAACGAGAAAAAUUGGAGGGAGCUGGAAUUGCGUGCCUGGGGAAAACGCCCCACCCGUUUCGGCCAUUAAACGCGUGCUUUAGCGCGAGUGUCGUUCCACAAACAGGCCGCGUGAUGCAGCCGCGUUCACGGAUCGGCGGCUGAGCCUCAUUGUUGCAGGCUUUCGGCGUCCCUACAUUCGACUUGUGUGAGUGCUGUCGUGACAACAAUAGGAGGUGCUGGACUGGCGCGAUGCAGCGCCGGCUGGCGUGGACGCUGGUGUGCGCGUGUGGCGCGCUCUGGGCAGCUUCGCGGGCCCUCCUGCAGGUGGCUCUGCUGGCGCCGGCGCACUGGUGCCGCGAGGCGCACGUCGACGCGCUCGCCCAGCAGCUGCCGCUGGCGCCAGAGGAGGUGCGCCAGUUCGCCGUACCUGCUUUGUCUUCAGGUGUGUACAGCAGCUGCGAGCGAUACUCAGAUGACCUGGUGGCAGCUUACAUCCAGUGGCAGCGUGACCACAGGCCGCCAGCACGGGCGCAUGAGGCACCUGUCACCACCUGUGACCAGGGCUGGCACUACAACCUCUCGGCCCUGCCUGCUACCAUGACAAGUGAGCACAACUGGGUGUGCGCAGAUCGAUGGAAGCCUACUGUCAUUAAAACUACUUACUGGUUGAGUGCUGCUGGAGGUAGUGUGAUAUGGAUGAUUAUUGGAAACAGGUACAGCAAAUGUUUUUCGCUGGUAUUUAGUCUGGGUGUUUUGUUGUUUGGUGGUAUUUUGACAAUGAUUUGUACAGCCUUCUCAACAGUUUUGUUUGCCUGGAUAAUCUUGGGAUGUUGUCAGAUGGCUGUUAUGUGCCUGCCUAUCUCAACAGUGAAAGAGUUUUCGUCUUCAAAAACAAACUGCACACUAUAUCAUGUAGCAGUUUGUUUAACAAUAUGGCAGUUAUCACACAUAGCAUCACUGCUUGUAUUUUUUGGUGUCUCACCAUUGCUGACCAGCUGGUGGUGGCUUGCUGCAGUGCUCCCACCUCUUAGUACUGCUUCCCUUCUGCUCUCAGUAUGGUGUACAUGGACAAUACUGAAAAAAUACAAAAAGGAACUUCACUUGCCACUUAAAUCACAGCUUGGAGAAUUAUCUGAUGAUGCAGUGUUGUAUGAUGUACAUUUCCAGAAAGUUACAUUUCAAACAAGAGAUUGUUCUUUGGAAUGCAUGUCUGAACCUGACUGCAAGUGGAGAAAUUAUAUUCUGCUUGCUGUUUAUUGGCUGUUAUGUAGUUGGAGCUACUGGAUGCUGGUGCAAACUUCUCCUUGGCUGGGGGCUAGUGCUGAUGCUGGUGAGCCAUCUUUAUCACUGACUUUGAAUCUGUUCUUGGCUGAACUGCCAUCCUGCUGCUAUCCCGCGCUGAAGCUGCUGUUACCAAACUCUGUGGUUGUUUGUAGGCACAACCUUCUCACCAUGACUGUUCUGCUGACCCUAGCACCAGCUGCAAGUGCUGCAACUUCUUUUGUCAACUGGGUACUGUACAACAAAGCUCUCAUGAUAGAAGUGUGUGUGUCAGCUGUUGGCCAUUUUGGAGCGAUGAGUGCUCUCAGUAUGGCUCGCCUUCUGGGUCUCUCAAGGGCACUCCAUUCAUCACAGUCACUUAUCAUCUGGGAGCCACUUGGAGCAGCCCUUGCAGCAGUGGUGGAAUUAAUUUCGGAACAAAGAGAUACUAAAAUGCUAUUCCUCUUAGUAGGGAUAAUUGCAACAAUAGCAACACUUUGUGCUCCAUCACUGUCUGAAUAUAUAUGUUGUCCGAUAGAUGUGAAGCAGAACAUGUUUCCUCCCUUGUGGAGGAAGUGCAGAUCUUCCAUAAUAGACUCACCCCUGAGCCAACUAUUCCUGGUAGAGAAAACAGAAAGUCACACCAAAUACGACUCCUCCCUGUCAUACACUCCACUUCAGCCAGGAUAAUGAGUGCUUUUGCAGAAAAGGAUUCCAUGUUGUAUGAUAUGGGUUAGCCAACCACAGUAUUCACAAAGAUGAAACUAUUUCAUGUAACAUGAUUGUGUGAUGCAUACAGCCCUACACUUUUUAAUCACUUGCAAUAAAGUGGAAGCAGAUA
Messenger RNA from Schistocerca nitens (vagrant locust), 2204 nucleotides. Its product is annotated as solute carrier family 22 member 1-like. Bases 353 to 2053 code for a protein of 566 amino acids. The transcript has 11 exons. The record is from RefSeq and is a predicted model, not a curated record. NCBI's taxonomy places the organism in Eukaryota, Metazoa, Arthropoda, Insecta, Orthoptera, Acrididae.